Molecule: messenger RNA, 3394 nt
Organism: Durotheca rogersii
Lineage: Eukaryota; Fungi; Ascomycota; Sordariomycetes; Xylariales; Xylariaceae
Product: DUF1740-domain-containing protein
Exons: 2
Coding region: 135-3308 (1057 amino acids)
Biological process (GO): regulatory ncRNA-mediated post-transcriptional gene silencing; negative regulation of RNA catabolic process
Cellular component (GO): catalytic step 2 spliceosome
Molecular function (GO): protein binding
Source: RefSeq, a predicted model, not a curated record
AUCCUAGGCACUGCGAGCGCAUUGGUGCUAAGGCGAGAGCGGGGUCCAUCGCGUAGCGCGUGCCACCAUUGCCAUCACCACUACCACCGUCAUGUGCGCCCAGCUGAUAGGGAUGUGCUGAACACCUGCUCAUCAUGUCGCCUACGCAGAGUCGGAGUCUGGCCGUGCCGAGAUUCUCCUCGUUCAAGCCCAAGCCCGAAGCGAUUGUCCGAGGCUCGGGCGAGAAUCAGCACGACGAAGACCUAGGCGAGGCUGGCGCGCACCGUACCCCCGCGAGACCGCGCCAUCACAGCUCAGCGGCCGAUAUCAAGGUCCCGCAUCGGCCAUCGCCCCCGGAGCAGGGAAAAGACGCCCUGUUUAUCACCGAUAGCACAGGCGACCCCCUCAUUCGGAGGUACGGCUGUAACAAUCGCCGUGAUAUUCCCGGCUAUCGUCGCUUCGGUUCCGGCCGCAUCCUCGGGAUCGAUGGGUACAUGCGCAUUGAUAAGACCCGGAGCCAAGAUGAAUUCUUCCUGCAGGGCCGCGGCGAAAGCCGCUCGUUGCUCGGCAGCGACAAGAAGGCCAUGCUGGCCAAGGGGGGCCACUCCAGGUCGCAGCCGGUUCGGGUCCGCCAACAGCAAGCGCAGACGGUGACGGGAUCGGAAGAUUUUGUGCCCCUCGGGUCGUCGAGGAAACGGAAACGGGACGGCGACGAGCCUGGGGGUUUGUCGAGCGGAGAGGAGCCGUCUUACCGGUCUAUUAACGGGAAGAGCAAGAACCACGAGCACUCCGACAGCGAUGUAGACUACGAUAGUGACGCGUCCGCUGGUUUGGUAAGCGGUGGGGUGGAAGAUCCCGUGAGCUUGAGGACGAUCGAGCUAUCCAAGAAAGUAGGAGACCACCCGCAAGACAUCGACGGUUGGCUCGAGCUAGUGGAUCAUCAGAACAUUCUUCAGCGGAUAAGCGCGCAAAAUAGCCGCCAGCCCACCCCGGCAGAGGUCAAGAGCUUCGCGGAUAUCAAACUAUCACUGCUCGAACAAGCCUACUCUCACGCAAGUACUCGCCCGCAGCAAGAGCACCUGCAGUUGAGGAUCAUGCGAGAAGGCGGCAAAGUUUGGGAUGACAAGACGCUUCUCCGACGAUGGGAUGCGGCCCUAGAGAAACACGGUACCAACUUUGAAAUAUGGAAGCAAUAUACAAACUUCCGCCAGACGAGGCUUUCGACCUUUGAGUAUGAUAAAAUAAAGCAACUUUACGUCGCUCGUCUAAGGCUGCUGGAAUCAGAGGCCAUGGCAAACCAGGCCCGUCCGCAACCCUGCCGGGUCUAUGAACAGAUGAUAUAUGUGUUCCUAAGGGCUACGCGCUUCAUAUCGGAUGCAGGAUAUAGAGAGCUUGCCACAGCAGCCUGGCAAGCCACCCUAGAGAUGACCUUUUCGCGCCCCUCAGCUCUACGGGAGCAGUCGGGAUUCAACGUCCCGACCAGUUUUCAGGACUUCUGGGAAAGCGAAGUCCCGCGACUGGGAGAGGAAUCCGCUUCCGGUUGGGAAACCUUCGACGCCAGUGGGGCGCCACAAGAGCCCCCAGAGCCCAAAUCCUCGGUGCCGUUCACCCCCCCAAAUACUCGGGACGGCUAUAAAGCCUGGUCGCUUACCGAGCAGCAUAGGGCCCGGGUUGCCAUAAAUCCUGCCCGCACCUUGGACGACGGGGCAGACGACGACCCAUUUCGCGUUGCCAUGUUCGCAGAUAUACAAGAUAUAAUACUGUAUAUUCCAACCGAGGCUAUCCCCAGCGUCCGGUGCCAGUUGCUAGAUGCAUUCUUGAUAUUCUGCCAACUGCCUCCCGCUCUUUGCUCUGCUGGCAUUGUCCAGGAUAUGCUCCAGGACGAUUUUCUUCUUCGCAACCCGGGCAGUCCCGUUAGCAUGAAGUCUCGUACUGAACCAAUUGCGGGCUCCGAGGACCAGACAAAAGAUCUCCCAGACUUCUCGCCCGACUACCAACGGUUGAGCAUUACUCCAGACGUACUUUUCCCGCCGCCGAACUGGUUCCAGGGCAUAAACAGGAUUCGCGAUACCGUACCACCUCACCAAUAUCAGUGGAUCUCGGUCACCUUAAAGCAGUUGGUUUAUGCGUUUGAUGUCAGACAGUUAGCACCGUACUACCUAGCUUUUGAGUCGGUCAACGAACCAGGAAACGAAAAGAAGACCGCAAAGCGGCUCCUAAAGCAAGAUUCUGGGAAUAUCGGUCUAUAUCUGGGCUAUUCUAUGAUCGAAUGGGCCAAAGGCAACAAGGCUGUCGCUCGCAACACCGCCGCUGCUGCAAUGGAAAUAGCAAAUUCGCCUCACAGCUGGAUUUUAUUGUGCACUGCUUCGGUGUGGAUGGAACUUGAGGAUCGCAACUUGGCUCGGGGCAUCCUUUUACUAUGUGCGUUGUCAGACGAAGGGGCCCCAGUUUCAGCGUCUGCCAGCACGGCUGCCUCUACAGCCCACAUACUCAAAGCGAGACAAUUUUUCAGAUCAUUCCGUGACGAUUCGCUCACCUCGGGCGAGCCUGAAAAUGCUGUCUUGUAUGCGGAAGGACUUGCGUUGCUAGAAUACAUGACGCAGCAAAGCGGCAGGGAGCCUUCUAGCGGGAGUCAGGGUGACAUCUGGUCCGCAAUCUCUAGUAUCACCGUCUGCUCGGACGAACUUGUUUCCCGCGGUCUCGGGUCUAGCCCAGCCCACGAGCGAUUGCUCCAAUCUGCCGCACAUCUGCUUUACUAUCAUGCUAGUCAAGGGCCGUAUAGACCGGGUUACUUGCGGGAACAACUUGAGAAAUACGUCUGCUUCUUCCCCCGCAAUACCAUCUUCCUCGCCCUUUUUUCGUGGAGGGAAGCCCGCCUUAGCAUCGAUGACAGGGUGCGCUCGAUCUUAGACAAGGCAGUUCUCGUCGAACAAUACGAUUGCGUAACCAGCCGGGUAUUCGCGAUUCGGUACGAGUCUCGCACCGGCAAUAUACAUUCGACGCGAGCGGCGUAUGAGCACGCCCUGGCAAGCGACGCCUGCAAAAACCACCCAGAUCUUUGGAUAUCUUAUUUAAGAUUCUGCCACGAGCGCAAAGAGUUAAGACCGAAGGCUAAGAGCGUAUUCUACCGAGCACUGCAGUUCUGUCCUUGGUCGAAGGACGUAUUCAUGGAGGCGUUUGUUACGCUGGUUAGAGAUAUGGAUUCCUCGGAACUGAGAUCGGUCUACAAUAUGCUUUGCGAGAAGGGCCUGCGCGUCCACGCCGAGAUGGACGAAUUCGUGGAAAAAUGGCGCCGGGAUCAGAAGGCGAGAGACCGCAUCGAGCGGUGACGAUCACCAUCCCGACGUUGCUAAGAGAGAUUCGAUAAGUCAACUCGCUAGCUUCUUUUUCGAAACUCAGGCCCGACGAAGGCCUC